This is a messenger RNA of Dermacentor andersoni, 1770 nucleotides long. Its product is annotated as chromobox protein homolog 3-like. The record is from RefSeq and is a predicted model, not a curated record. Lineage: Eukaryota; Metazoa; Arthropoda; Arachnida; Ixodida; Ixodidae. Gene Ontology annotation, cellular component: nucleus.
CGGUGCUAAUAUCCCACGCUUUGCGUUGUUUGUAUGUAAUCGAACGUUUUCCCGCCUGUAGUAGUUUUCUGUUAAGCCAUAGAGUUGAUAUUCGCCUUGUGUCCAGGAAAAUGUCUGGGAAGCGCAAGAGCCCCGAGGGCAACUCCUCCGGCUCGGAAGAGUUCGUUGUGGAGAAGAUUCUCGACAAGAGGGUCCGGAACGGGCGCGUGGAGUAUUUCCUCAAGUGGAAAGACUUCUCUGAUUCGGAGAACACAUGGGAGCCGCACUCCAACUUGGACUGCACUGAGCUAAUCCAAGAGUUUGAGGAGAACCGCAAGAAACGGGAGGAAAAGAAGCGUUCCUCGGGAGCCAGGGCCAACGGUGCAGCCCAAGAACCCAAGAAGAAGAAAGCCAAGACGGCCUCCGAGGUACGGCAGCCCUCAGAGCCGAAGACCGAUGAUGUCUUCGAAGUCAGCCAGGGUGAAAAGGACACGAAUGAGGAGACGCAACCACGAGGCUUUGAUCGGGGGCUGGAGCCAGAGCGGAUCAUCGGGGCUACAGACUCCAGUGGUGAGCUGAUGUUCCUGAUAAAAUGGAAGAACAGUGACGAGGCAGACCUUGUUCCAUCCCGGCUGGCAAACGUCAAGUGCCCCCAGGUAGUGAUCCAGUUCUACGAGGAGAGGCUGACCUGGCACACGAGCUCAAGCACAGCCAAGUCUGAAGAUGCCGAGGAAGCGUCGUGAGGGACAAUCGUGGGUGCAGGCCUCUUCCGGUCAUCAACCUGCGCUUCAAGAAUUGGCCUCAACAUGCGCAAACCUCUUCGCGGAGAUGACGGACCCGAGCACGUGCCCCUUGGAACAGCAGCAUUACACGAGCCAGCUCGGCAGAGCUGCUGACGAUUGCAGGCUUGAGCAGCCGCACGCCGCCUCGGCGAUGGCAGGCUUGGUCUGUGUGUGGCGAUGCGUGGUGCAAGACUAUCUGGCCCCUUUGGUGACACCCAGAGAAAAAAAGGAACGGCUGGAAUUUCUGUGCUCUCUAUAUGCAGGACGUCUAUAGAAGUCUAGUGCUGCACGGGCCAGGGGCACAUGCUGUGGUCCAUUGGCUCACAUUGCAGUGGCCGCUGUGGCAUCCCACCCACAAUUGGCUGCCAAAAUGCGGGACACAUUGUUGAUGAUGCCCACUGCAUUUUUCACUUGUCGUGCAGAGAGAUGUGAAUGAUGAGUAGAUGCGAGGUUCUCGUAUAGGAAAAAAAAAAUGGUGGGGUUAAUAUUUUUUUUUUUUUUUUUUGUCGCUCCUUUGUUCUUUAACUUUUUGCCUCCCUCUCCCAUUUUUUCUUUUAAAAGCUGGCAGGCUACCAGCCUGUCCGCAAUUGUGACAAGUCAUACACCAUGUUACUUUUUACACGUCACCCUCUUGCGUUUUCUCAUAGUGCGUUCAUCCAUGUGCUUAUGUUUUAGAAAUGAUUGCGAUGGCUUCUUAAGCCUCUGUUCAGUGAGCACAAGGCUGUGUUCAAUUUUGCACGCCUUUUGUUUUAUGCUAUUGUGUACCCCCCUUUUUGCUGUCCAUGUCACUUUGGUAACUGGUGUUUCUCUCGGAGAUGUGGGCCAGCCGUGCCACAUAAAGUAAGCCUGUCAAUAUUGCCUGUUCUGUGAAUCGAAUUCUGUGCCGCCUGUCCUGUACCUUAGCAGCCUGCAGGGGUUCAUAGACUCGUCAUUUGUACUGCAGUCCUGCACUUGGGUUCAUGGAAUGCCCUCAUUCAGGGCAGCAGUCAAUAAAAUGAUGAAGAGGCCA